UGGUGUAAAUUUGAUGACGAUGUAGUGUCAAGAUGUACAAAGGAAGAGGCUAUUGAGCAUAAUUAUGGAGGCCAUGAUGAUGACUUGUCUGUACGGCACUGUACAAAUGCGUACAUGCUGGUUUACAUCAGGGAGUCCAAGCUCAGUGAGGUUUUGCAGCCUGUCACAGAUCAUGAUAUACCCCAGCAACUUGUUGAGAGGCUACAAGAGGAGAAGCGGAUUGAAGCGCAGAAGCGAAAAGAACGCCAGGAAGCUCAUCUCUACAUGCAAGUGCAGAUUGUUACAGAGGACCAGUUCUGUGGACAUCAAGGCAAUGACAUGUAUGAUGAGGAAAAAGUUAAAUACACUGUGUUCAAAGUAUUAAAAAACUCCACCCUUGCUGAAUUUGUUCAGAAUCUUUCGCAAACUAUGGGAUUUCCUCAAGACCAGAUUCGGCUAUGGCCAAUGCAAGCAAGGAGUAAUGGAACAAAAAGACCUGCAAUGUUGGAUUAUGAAGCAGAUUGCAGCAAAACAAUGAUUGAGCUCAGUGACAAUGAGAAUCCUUGGACAAUAUUUUUGGAAACUGUAGAUCCAGAAAUGGCUGCUAGCGGUGCAACACUUCCCAAGUUUGACAAAGAUCAUGACGUUAUGCUGUUCUUAAAAAUGUAUGAUCCAAAAAGUCGAAGUUUAAAUUACUGUGGACAUAUCUACACACCAAUCUCAUGUAAAAUACGUGACCUGCUACCAGUUAUGUGUGAGCGAGCUGGAUUUCCGCAAGGAACUAACCUUAUCCUCUAUGAGGAAGUAAAACCGAAUUUAACUGAACGCAUUCAAGAUUAUGAUGUAUCCCUUGAUAAAGCACUUGAUGAGCUUAUGGAUGGUGAUAUUAUAGUAUUUCAAAAAGAUGACCCGGAGAACGAGAGCAGUGAGCUGGCAACUGCCAAGGAGUACUUUAGAGACCUUUAUCAUCGUGUUGAUGUGAUCUUCUGUGACAAGACAAUUCCUAAUGAUCCAGGAUUCGUGGUUACGUUGUCUAACAGAAUGAAUUACUCUCAUGUUGCAAAGACUGUUGCACAAAGACUUAACACCGAUCCAAUGCUUCUGCAGUUUUUCAAAUCUCAAGGUUACAGGGAUGGUCCUGGAAACCCUCUUAGGCAUAAUUAUGAAGGAACCUUAAGGGAUCUUCUGCAAUUCUUCAAGCCUAGACAGCCGAAGAAACUUUAUUACCAGCAGGUACAUCCAGUUACUUAA
Molecule: messenger RNA, 1230 nt
Organism: Staurois parvus
Lineage: Eukaryota; Metazoa; Chordata; Amphibia; Anura; Ranidae
Source: the annotation of a GenBank genome assembly